Messenger RNA from Solea senegalensis (Senegalese sole), 6321 nucleotides. RefSeq names its product KIAA0319-like ortholog. The transcript has 25 exons. Bases 874 to 3804 code for a protein of 976 amino acids. Gene Ontology annotation, cellular component: cytoplasmic vesicle; plasma membrane. Lineage: Eukaryota; Metazoa; Chordata; Actinopteri; Pleuronectiformes; Soleidae. The record is from RefSeq and is a predicted model, not a curated record.
CCUCUGUCGCUUGACGGCGGUCACACAAGCUCGUCAGCUGUACGAGCAGCGACAGAAACGCUGACCCAUUUUACUGUAGCCGUGGAGGGACAACGACAACAACAGCAGCAGCGACGAAACGACACUUCCACAGCCUCUGACCGGAUAGGGAAAGCCCUCUAUGUGGUUCUCUAACACCCCUGGAAACACCUGUCUCCUCCACCAACCUGACUUGAUUAAAACCAUCACAGGGAUUAGAUGGUGUGGCUGAACGAGAGGAAGAAGAGAGAGAAAGAACCUUGGAGAACUUGUGGCGGCUUUUGGUCACAGAGGCCAUUGUUCAACAGAAGCUUCUCAAGGGACGAAAAGCCAUUGAAAAGUCUGUAAUGGCUGAGCUGUCAUCAGCACAGGUGAGUGAAUGCACCUGAGCAUUACUGCUGCUGCUGCUGCUGCUGCCACCGCUGCAGCCCCUGGACAUUUAUUGCGCAGUAAAAAAGGGAAGAUCCACAUACUGUGACACCAGGAAGGACAGAAUCCCCCACAUUUCUUUUUGUCUGGAUCGUUUUUUAAUCUGGAUUCUCUCACCUGGGAGGGGAGCGAAUGACUAAUUGUGGUUUUGGGAGCCGUUUGAGCUGAGCUGCAGAGGCUCAAGCGUGUCCACACGCAGACAUGAAAUACAUGGAAGAAGAACACACAGUGUUUUUGAGCAGCUGAGUCCGUGAAGGCCCCAGCGCUGGCCAUGUUGGAUCUCUUCCUCAGAGUGCUGGCGUUGACCCGUCUUCACCCGUCGCCUCGCAGCGGCACGCUGCCAACCUAAACCCUCACUCUCUUCCUGCAUUCCUCUUCUUCCACUGCCUGGUCGGGAGAAAGGUCUUCUUAAGGUCUUCAAGAAAAAUGUCCUAUGCACAUCACAAGCUGCUCACCUGGAGCGAACCUCACUUCGCCCUCCUGCCGCUGACCUACCUGUGGCUCGUGGCUCUGACCACAGGGGUGUCGGCAGAUCUGUGCAGGGUGACUGGCGGGGUUCUGGGGAUGCACUGGAGCAGCGCCGUCGGCCUGGGUUGGUACCCUAUAGCAGACGGGAUAGGCGGGGCAACAUGUUGGGAGUCCUGCUGCUUACAUCAGCACUGCAGUGCCGUGUGGAGCAUCGGCGGGCGCUGCAUCCUCCUCAGCUGCUCGAGGAAGAAGGGCUGCCCCAUCACUUUCCUGCCCCAGCCUCACCAGGAGUCUCUUGGCCUCCUUCAGUUGCUCUCCAAGGGUCCCGUCCGAGCGAAACGCAGAGCGGCUCGUCGUGCACUUCCCGCCGGAAGCAGACCACACCCAGGAGACCUCACAAGCACGGAAAGUUUCAAGCUGGAAACAUCUUUCCCCACUCCGACGUCACCCAGCACCAUCGCAGUCCAGGUACCCCAAAAGAGCCUUAGCCAUUCAUCCAAUGGGAGUUCAGACACAGCUGUAGCAUCAUCACAACAAAACUCAACGGUGGACAACACCGUUGAUAGUCCGGCGUCUUCCAACAGCAGUGAUGUCACCUCAAUCACAACCGAGCUGAAUGUCAUCACAACUCCAACAAAGGCUGCAGUGAAGGAGCUGGUGGUGUCAGCGGGACAGAGCGUGGAGGUCACACUUCCCCGCAACGAGGUUGAACUCAAUGCCUUUGUGGUCCCACCGCCUCCGACAGGGACGAACUAUGCAUUUGACUGGCGCUUGAUAUCACAUCCCAAAGAUUACAGUGGGGAGAUGGAAGGAAAGAAAAACAAGACUCUUAAACUCAGCAAGCUGACUGUGGGUCUGUAUGAGUUUGAGGUGAUGGUGGACGGAGGGGGAGCUCAUGGAGAAGGUUUUGUCAACGUCACGGUCAAACCAGAGCCUCGGGUAAACAAGCCUCCUGUUGCCAUAGUUUCCCCAAAGUUCCAGGAGAUUUCCUUGCCAACCAGCUCUACGGUGAUCGACGGCAGCCAGAGCACUGAUGAUGACAAGGUCGUUGCAUGGUACUGGGAAGAGGUCAAAGGUCCACUGAGGGAGGAGAAGGUCUCUGCCGAGACACCCGUCCUCACCCUCACCGGCCUAGUGCCUGGGAACUACACGUUCAGUUUAACAGUGACAGACUCGGAUGGAGCCAAACACUCGACGCAGGCCUCCCUCUCUGUGAACAAAGCCAAGGAUUACCGGCCCGUGGCCAAUGCCGGCCCUAACCAGGUCAUCCAGUUGCCUCGCAACUCCAUCACUCUGUACGGCAACCAAAGCAACGACGACCACGAUUCACUGUCUUAUGAGUGGUCCCUGAGCCCCGAGAGCAAGGAUAAAGUGGUGGAGAUGCAGGGCGUACGGACACCGAUUCUGCAGCUGUCAGCGAUGCAGGAGGGGGACUACACCUUUCAGCUGACUGUGACAGACUCAUCUGGACAGCAGGACACCGCCCAGGUCACGGUCAUUGUGCAGCCAGAAAACAAUAAACCACCAGUAGCAGAUGCAGGACCAGAGAAAGAGCUGACUCUGCCAGUCGACCGGACCACACUGGACGGCAGUAAGAGCAGCGACGAUCAGAAGAUUGCCACCUACCACUGGAUACAAACCAGCGGUCCUGUUGAUGUAAAGAUCGAGAACGCAGACGGUGCUGUUGCCACGGUGACAGGUCUGGAGGUCGGCAGGUACGAGUUCACCCUGACUGUAAUGGAUGAGAGGAAGCUGCAGAGUACAGACACUGUCGCGGUCAUUGUCAGAGAAGAGUUGGACCAGCCACCUGUGGCUCACGUCGUGUCGAGUCCACCCAUCGCUCUGCCUGUCAGGACCGCCAUUCUGGACGGAUCCCACUCAACUGACGACAAAGGUGGAGUCACUUACCUGUGGACCAGAGACGAUACCAGCCCAGCUGCAGGGGAUGUACUGAACAACUCUGACCACCAGGCGGUGCUGUUUCUGGGAAACCUGGUUAUGGGGAAGUACAGCUUUAGCCUGACUGUGACCGACAGUAAAGGACAGACCAGCACUGACCGAGGGACAGUGGAGGUCAAAGCAGACACGUGGGAACGUGACCUGGUGGAGUUGGUGUUGGAGGUUCCAGUAUCACAGGUGUCCCAGCACCAGCGUGACAUGCUGCUGCGCCAGGUCGGCGUUUUACUGGGCGUCCUGGACAGUGACAUCAUCGUGCGAGAUAUCACUGCAUUUAAUGAGCACAGUACUUGUUUGGUCUUCCUGGUGUCGGGUGGUCCAGGGCGCCCUCCUCUGUCUGGACACAGUGUUGCAUUUGGCCUACGCAACAAACUGCGCAAGCAGAAGAACGACUUCCUCAUCUUUAAAGCUCGACGAGUGGAUACAGUCAUCUGUCAGCUGAACUGCUCCAGCCACGGUGAGUGUGACUCAUUCACACGACGCUGUGUCUGUCACCCAUUCUGGAUGGAGAACUUCAUCCGAACUCAGUUUGGAGAUGCAGAGAGCAACUGUGAGUGGAGCGUACUCUACGUGACCAUAGCGUCUUUUCUGAUCGUGGUUGCUAUAGCAACAGUGUUCUGGGGUAUGGUGUGUUGCUGCAGGCGGCGAAAGAGCAAAGUGCGCAGAAGCAAAAGUCGAUACAAGAUACUAGAAGCUGACGAGCAAGACAGUUUGGAGCUUCAGCUGCCGAGAGUUGCACGUCUGAAGCCAGUACCUGCUCCCACCUCCUCCGCUCUCAUGCACUCGGACUCUGACCUGGACAGCGAUGACGGGCACGGCGGCGUGCCGUGGACGGAGCAGGAGCGCGGGCACCUCCUCCGGCCCCAGAACGGCUCUCUGAGGAACGGCCAGGGGCCGACCAGGGCCAAGAAGCAAAGGGAGGAACGGCUAUAGCAAGAGAGGAGGAGGGAGCUCGCUGCUGCCCUCACACACCCCUCCUCUGACCAUCACACCCCCUCUGUUCCUCACUCUUCCUCUUUUGUUUUUCUUCAACACAAAAACCUCGCACCUCUCAUUCAUGAAGACAGACGGCAUGAUACCUGGAUUUGGGAAACACAUGCUGGAAACAUGUGUCACAGCAAAAAACACCCAUUAUACCGGAAUAUUCCUGAUUGUUCUGAGCCAAUGUGAAGGGGGAAAAAAAACAUCACUCAAUUUUGGGUGAGCACUGUGUUUUGUAUUGUAUAAAAUAUGACAUAGACCCCUUUUAUGUAACACAGAGACAUAAAGAAUGUACUGUUACCCCUCUGACUGAGGCACACAUUAGUUACACUUGACUUUCUGGAUUGACAAAAAAAAAGCAAAAGCUGCAUUAGUGACAUGAAAACCAGCCACUUGACUCACUCACACCUUGCCUCUUGUAACAGACGUAAAUAAUCGCACACAAACCCAUCGUCGUCACACUGUGCCAGGUCAACCUGGUGCUACCAAACACUGCCGUGGUUUUUUUCUGCUCUGAGGACGUUUCAGACAGUCACCUAAAGAAAAAAAAAACCCAUACGUGCAUGAAGAAUCAGAUCGCAGUUGUGGCACAAUACGACACUGGAAUGACCGUCUGCAUGUUUGUGUGAGUGGAGUGUAUGUGUGGGUUUGUCUGGCUGCUGUGCCAAAAAACAUGUGAUCUUCAGUGCAUUUUAUUUAAUUUUAUGUUUGUUAAUAAUUAACCCACGGAAGAGCCGCUGUGUUGUCGGUGAGUUUGGGACAGAAGAUCUUUUUUUUAUCUCUUUAUCUCUCAAAAAAGCAACAUGUUUUUUAUUGUGAAAGCUUCUCUGUGGAUUAAAUCCACAAGGACACACACACACACACACUGGAACACACAUCGUUAAUGAGUGAGGAAGAUAAUUAUAAGUUCACAACAAAGAUAAUUGGGACACGGCUUCCAUUAUCUCAAUUUACCGCGGUGUAACAAAUGCUUAAACCGUGGAGACUGCUUUGUUUUUUUUAAACAACCUUUACGCUGUGAUUAGAUUUCAAUGCACUUUGAUUUCAUGUCUGUCAGUCUUAUUUUUGUCUCACUGGUUGGAAGUUCAGCCAAAAACACUGAAUAAUUCUGCUGCAGUUUUUUUUCCCCUUGAAUAUAGAAAGGAAAUCUGAAGAACUUGAGCAAACCUGAACACAGCUCAUAUCCAGAGGCAUCCUUAGUAACUGUUACAUACCUCUAGGUGCAGUAGGCAGGAUAGUAUUAGCAUAUUAACAAUCCCUUAAUAACCUUUCAACAUAAUGUAAAUCUAUUUGAGAGAUUUGAGAGGACGACGCAGCAGUUCAGAGUGCGAGCGGGCACAUCUAAUGGCUGUUUUACUGCAACUGCUGUACACACAACUGCCUAUGACACAAAGACACCUAAAUAUGAAAACAGAGAGUUGGACUUAAAGGUAAUUAAAUGCAUUUAAAUAUCAGUGAGUAUUAGUCCAAUCCAAGUGUGGUCCUGCCUACUGCAAGUGAAGGUGAAUAGGACAAUAUUGUAUAAUUGAUGUCUAUCAAAGUGGGAUUUUAAGUUUCUCUGUAAUUUCAGCAACAUUUAUCCAAUUGCUUUUCUUGUGGCACAUAUUCACACAUCUGUGCGAGAGGCCCUGACCUGAUCGAGACUGAAAUUCAAGAUUAAAACAGUCAUCACUAAACCUCCAUUGGUAAUGAAAAUGGGUCGUGGGCUCAAACUGAGCUUUAUCAGGACAACUAAUUGUUUAUUUUUCCACAAAAUCAGGAGGGAUGUUUGCCUGAGAUGCACCAGUUACAGAACACACAAUAAUCGAGACAAAUCUGCUGUGUCAGUGUCAUUCUAAGGUAUUUCUGAACUUGCACUGAUUGAACACAUGAACCAAAAUGAAGAGUCAUUUGGAGAGCUGAGCGUGUGAUCGCUUUGCACACAGAAUGUGAAACUGUUCCAUGAGUCCACAUUUUGAGGCACUUGUUGAUUGUUAAAGGGGUACACUGUUAAUUCACUUCAGCUUGUACUCCAUGUGAAAUGAGCAAUCAUUUAAAAGUGGUUUGUUUUCGCACUGUCGAGUCAAUUACUGCUGAUUUCAGUUCAAUUCAUUGUUUAAAUUUUCUUUUUGUCACACAUAGAACUGUGUUGUUGAUUCACGGACAUUCUCUAUUCAAAAAGAUAAGACCAUUCCAAGUCUUUUUAUACCAAUUUAACGAUACUGAAUUUCAAAUUUCUUCUGUUGUGUGCAACACUGGCCCGUGACAUUUGGGAUUAAAUAAACUGACCUUGACUCUGAUGGAGUCUUCUGUGAAGGCAGAAGGAGAAAGGAAAAGCAACUAAAGGGAAUUUAAUUUAAAAUGUUUAACAGGAAGUAUGUUUUAAUGAAGGAUUACUCCUCCUUUCUGUCUUUGUUUUCUUUAUGUGACCAGACCUGAAGCAACUGGAUUAUCUGUAAAUUAAAAUAAAAGGUUUCUGUUUGUUCUUGA